GCAGUCCCUGACACCGGAUAGGAAGUGUGCAAUUUGAUCUUACUGAGUUGUGAGCAGCAUUACCAUGCAACGUAGUACACUUUUGUGUUUUCUGUCGAUUGUGACAGUUGCUCUCGGUGCAUCUAUUUCUGAACAGGUUGCCCAAGGCAUUGGCAAUGCACUUCCAGCUAUUCCAGGAGUGAAUGAACCAAUUAAUGGAGUGAGAAUAUUCCCUCGUGAUGUUGAAGAUCAAAAUAAUUUUAUAAGGGACUUUAUUAAAGGAUUUCAAGACGCUAUUAGAGGCUUUAGUCGUAGUUCUAGUGAAGAAAGCAGCGAAGAAAGAGUUCCAUCUUUUUUUCCAAGCAUAAAUCGUCCACCAAGACGACCUUCAUUUGGAUUUGGUGGUAAUCGUCCAGGAUUUCCAGGAGCUCGUCCACCUCCACCACCUCCAUUUGGACCUGGCAGCCGCCCUCCUCCUCCAGUUGGACCUGGUAAUCGUCCACCUCCAGUAGGACCAGGUCAACGACCUCCUCCUCCUCCUCCAGUUGGACCUGAUAGUCGUCCACCAAGACCCAAUAAUACUACUUCAUCAAACUCAUCCAUUCCUCAACAACCUAAUCCAUCUAAUUCAUCAAUCCCUCAACAACCUAGCCCAUCAAACUCAUCAGUUCCUCAACAACCUAGCCCAUCAAACUCAUCAGUUCCUCAACAACCUAGCCCAUCAAACUCAUCAGUUCCUCAGCAACCUAGCUCAUCAAACUCAUCAGUCCCUGAACAACUUAGUCCAUCAAAUUCCUCUACACAAUCGAACUCAACUCGUUUCCCAAGAGCUUCAGCUCCUUUUAUCCCAGGGUUCCCUGCUAUUCCCGACGCUGAUCAGUUGGUUCCUCAACUACCAAACCGUGAAGGUUCCAAUGUUCAAGUGCCACCAAUCAGAGAACCAAGAGCUCUAUCAGAUUCCACAUCAAAUUUGGUAAAUGAUGCUUUAGAUGAAGCUAGAAGACGUGUAGAAAAUGCUCUUGGGAUCACUGGGAAUCUUGUCGAUGGACUCCAAACAGCUAUUCAACAAGCUUUUGACAGUCAGGAUCCUACUGGUGCCAUACGCACUAUUGUUAACACUGUCCUAAAUGCUUACCUAGAUGUCGCACUCAAUUGUCCCAUGAUUGUCGUUGGCGUUCGUGUGGUCCAGGAAGGCAUCAGGUUGGCAGGUGAAGUCGCUGCAUCAGCUCGCAAUGUUAUCUUCGGAAAUUAGAAAUUAUUAGCACCUGGGAAGCAGAUUAAUUA
This is a messenger RNA of Chelonus insularis, 1263 nucleotides long. RefSeq names its product wiskott-Aldrich syndrome protein homolog 1-like. Lineage: Eukaryota; Metazoa; Arthropoda; Insecta; Hymenoptera; Braconidae. The record is from RefSeq and is a predicted model, not a curated record. The transcript has 2 exons. The coding region runs from base 65 to 1231 and encodes 388 amino acids.